UUUCCAGGAACUUCAACCUCGAUCAUCUUAUUCUCUCCCCUAGAAUUCAAGCACGCAAGACCAUAUCGAAAGCAUGAGUCGAUCACCAAAAACCUAUCCAAGUUUCAACUAUAAGCUUCUUCUCCUCGGAGUUUUCCUGGCUUUCGUUGUCCUCUUUGUCUUGAGAUCAAGCUUCUCAUCAUCUGAUUCCAAUCAAAAUUCAUCUACCAUCUCACCAAAGGUACCUUUCCUCAAUCCUUCGGCUAAAGAUUUAAGUAGCACUUCUACAGACUGCUCACCAAGUACUAAUAUUCCUUGCAACAAGAUCCCAUCCUCUCUAGUUCAAACCAUAAUCCACUACACAACCUCAACCAUCACCCCACAACAAACCCUCAAGGAAAUCUCAGUGACAGCAAAGAUUCUAGACCAGAAAUCACCAUGCAACUUCCUUGUCUUUGGCCUUGGCCACGACAGCCUUAUGUGGAGUGCACUCAACCAUGGGGGUAGGACAAUUUUCCUGGAAGAAGACGAGUCCUGGAUCGAGCAAAUCCGACGCCGCUUCCCCACAUUGGAAUCAUACCAUGUCACAUAUAACAGCAAGGUGAAUGAGGCUGAUAAUCUCAUGGAUGUUGGGAAGGGGCCUGAGUGCACUGCAGUUGGUAGUGAUAUUAAGUACAGCAUGUGCCAAUUGGCUUUGAAGGGUCUACCGAGUGAAGUUUAUGACAUCAAAUGGGAUUUGAUAAUGGUGGAUGCACCCACCGGGUAUCAUGAUGAAGCACCGGGAAGAAUGAGUGCCAUAUACACAGCUGGAAUGAUAGCCCGAAAUAAAGAGGAAGGGGAGACUACUCAUGUGUUUGUUCAUGAUGUGAACAGAGUUGUGGAAGACAAGUUCUCUAUGUCAUUCCUUUGUAAAGGUUACAUGCAAAAACAGGAAGGGAGGUUGAGGCACUUCACUAUUCCUAGUCACAGGGAUGGUUCUAGUAGGCCAUUUUGCCCUGAAUGAUCGGCAUUUUGUUGUUUUAUUUCGUCAAUUUCUUUUGGAGACGAAUUGUUUCAAGGUUUAUUUCAAUGCUACUGGCUUCCGUGUGUAAGAUGAUGGUGCUACCUACAAGGCUACGAUGCGCGCAACAACAGUUUUGAUAAAAUUGUAAUAGAGAUUGACUCUCUGUAAAUGCUUUUCCACAUGCAUCCAUUGUACUAGUCCUUGCCAAGUAGGAAUAGAUAUCUACAUAUGGCAGUUUGAUGUCCAUUCUUACCCGAUGAGUAUUUUAGUUUUUUUCUUCCUUUGGUUAUUUUCGGUUUGUUCUUGUGUUUCUGUCAAAGAUCAAAAUUGAAAAUCUUGUUUAAGAUGAUA
This is a messenger RNA of Rosa chinensis, 1333 nucleotides long. Its product is annotated as glucuronoxylan 4-O-methyltransferase 1. The transcript has a single exon. Gene Ontology annotation, biological process: xylan biosynthetic process. Lineage: Eukaryota; Viridiplantae; Streptophyta; Magnoliopsida; Rosales; Rosaceae. Bases 74 to 982 code for a protein of 302 amino acids. The record is from RefSeq and is a predicted model, not a curated record.